This is a messenger RNA of Drosophila subpulchrella, 1054 nucleotides long. RefSeq names its product neuferricin homolog. NCBI's taxonomy places the organism in Eukaryota, Metazoa, Arthropoda, Insecta, Diptera, Drosophilidae. Gene Ontology annotation, cellular component: endomembrane system; membrane. The coding region runs from base 34 to 897 and encodes 287 amino acids. The transcript has a single exon. The record is from RefSeq and is a predicted model, not a curated record.
ACCAGUUCCGGUUCCGGGCUGGGAAAGUAAAAGAUGUUUGGAUUGCUGCGACACCUGUUCAAAUUGCAGUUUCUCUUCGUAGUGGCCGCCGUCUUGGCUGGAGUUUACCGCACAGAGAUCAGGCAGUUCCUGCGGCGGCACACGGACGACUACCUGGACACGGCUGGCCGAGAUGCAGGCGUUCCGGUGGCCUUCCAGACCACCGGUGACGAAGUUGGCACGCUCUUCACGCCGGCUGAGUUGGCGCAGUUCAAUGGCGAUGAGGGUCGUCCCCUGUACCUUGCCCUCCUGGGCUCCGUCUUCGAUGUGAGCCGCGGCAUCAAGCAUUACGGAUCCGGCUGCAGCUACAACUUCUUUGUGGGCCGCGACGCCUCUGUGUCCUUCAUUUCCGGCGACUUCGAGUCCUACGAUCCGGAAACGUCCGACGAUGUGCUGACCCUGAAGCCAGACGAUUUGAUUGGACUUGCCGGUUGGCGGGACUUCUAUCAGAAAGACUACGUCUACAAGGGCCGGCUGGUGGGGCGCUUCUACGAUGCAACUGGUGCCCCCACCACCUAUCAUCACAAGUUCCUGGAGCUGCUGCAGCAGGCGCGGGACGCCAAGCGGCAGGUGGAGGAGCUGCGCGCCCGGUAUCCCGGCUGCAACAUCGAGUGGAGCGAGGAGCGGGGCACCCGCGUCUGGUGCACCAACACCAGCGGCGAUGGCAAGGAGCGCUCCUGGAUCGGUCAUCCGCGCAAGCUUUACAGCCGCGGCAACAAGAGAUUCCAGUGCGCCUGCGUGCCCGAUUCGGAGUUGGACGAGAUCGAUGCGGCCGGCAGGACAGUCCACGGAGAUGCCAUGCUAAAGCCGUACGACAAUUGCGAGCCCCGGGCGCAGGAGUGCUUCUAUAGGGUGUAGCAGCUAGCCCAGGAUCUGUAAAUAUCAUAUAUUGCUUUUUUGUAUUCCAGUUACCGAAAGGUAGCUUUGGUUGUUCGAGGUAUCGCAUCUUGGAUUUCCCAAAAUAUUAAUUUCCAAAACGAAAGAUGUGCUGUUAAUAAACACAAGUUCCGGUUCA